GCUGCAGAGACCAGCCCAUCAAUGGGACGCUCUCAGUGAGUACUUCAUCGGCUGCUCUGAGCUGCGUACGGGGAACUGAUCGUUUACUCUGGCUGUAUUUUGUAUCUAUAGGGACGGUUUUGCUUAUUCAAACUGAAACUUUUACUUAUGGUUGGUGAUUAUGGGGCCAACGUGUGGUUUCUUAUUGGGAAACAUCGUUUUCAUCUUCCUGUUGGGAUGUAAAGGAUCUGCUGGUCUAUACUUCCCGCAGAAAUCAUAUUCAGAGACCAUUUACAUAGGGCAGGCUGCAGGGACACCUGUACUCCAGGUCCACUCCAUGCCGGAAAGUGACUCUGAGAGGCCUCACUUCCACUUGUGCCGGACCAUGAAGGCUCCAUACUACAGCACAUGGUUCCACAUGGAUGAGACCACAGGAGUUCUGUCCAUGAAUAAAACCCUGGAAUGGAAUGAUUUUGACUCUCACUAUAAGAGCUCUGUGUCAGUGAAGAAGCUGACCCUGAGUGUUGCAACCCCCAAACCCAUAGCAACCCCCAAACCUGACCAUGGGCUCCGUUGUUAUGGUCAGUUAACUAUCAAGAUCAUCCUGACCUUUGUCAACGCCACAGUGCCCCUUUGUGGCCAAACCAAGAUGGAGAAGCUGUGCUUCCCUGACCACAACCUAAACCUCCACAUCAAAGAGAACAGAUUCCCAGGGGCACUUCUUCAACUCAGGCCCCUUUCCAGGCUCAACAUCUGCCCUAACUACACCAUCUCCUACAGCGUUGAAUCAGAGGUCCCUGCACCGUUUGCUGUUAAUGACAACACCACUGAGUUGGUGGUGACCGCUCCGUUGGACCGCGAGGAGAGGGAGAUGUAUCGUCUGGUGCUCGUCUGCGUGGUCCAGACCGAGGAGAACCUCAGCAAGCAUUUUGUUCCACUUCUGGUUAGCAUCUACGACGAAGAUGACAACGCACCAUAUGUGAAUGGCACGGACACAGAUGAGAUUGUGAUCGAGUUCAAUCGCAUUGAGGGAGGAGUUUUCGGCAACUUAACUGUAUAUGAUCGAGACACAACGGCUAGUUACCCCAAAGACCAUAAUCAAAAUUGGUUGGUUGGUACUAUGUUGACAAAUGACAUAUGGAUCAGAGAUCGAUUCACUGUAGAACAUACCUUCAGAGAAGAAAAGAGCAUUUUUGGCAACGUUCGAGGGACCGUUCAUGAGUACAGGCUUAAACUCAAUCGGAGCUUGUCUGUGACAGAAAAUCGUACCUUCCAGCUUCCCUAUCUGGUUAAUGACACCACCUACCCUGGUCCUGAUGGAACAGUGAUGCUGCACUACAACAUCACCAUCAUACCCGUUCCAAUCCGCUUCACCAAUGUCACCUAUCUUUUCCCACUGACACGUAGAUCCUCUGUUUAUGCCCAGGUUGGUAGAGUGUGUGUGGACAACUGCCUGAAGUUUCAGGGCAUCAAUGUCACGUACCGGCUAGAGAUAGCAGAGAAGAAUGUUUCUGCUGACAUGCAGGCCUGUUAUGCCGCUAUUAGCAUAGCCCAAAGCCUGAGGGAUGAAUCGGGAGUGCUGUAUGUGAAUGACUCUGAGGCACUGCGCCGACCAGAGUGCCAGGACCUCCAAUACUCUGUGGUUGCCCAGGAGCAGCAUAACCAACUGCAGGCCAGCACUCAAAUACUUAUAGUACUCGAUGGAGAAGCAGACAGGCAGUCUCUACAGGACCAGCGCUCACUGUCUUGUGCGGAAGGAAGACAGCGAGGGGACUGCGAGGCAAUCAGAGGUCUGGGCGCCACCAAAGGGAGGUGCCAGUGGAGACAGGGCACAGAAAAAGGAAUAUCAGAGAGUUAUUCCACCUGCUCUCCAGACCUUCAUACCUGUCCUGAUGGCUUAUGUGAUGCAAUUGAGAGCAAGGACAUGUCGAUAUGUCCACAGGACUGCACUGGUGAACCUGUAAUCGGAGGUCAUGAAAAAGGCUUGAUGUUUGGCAUCAAAGCUGGCUAUGGAACCUGCUACUGCUACUCUGAGAAAUGCUAUUGUGAGAAAGACGAUGUUGAAGAGGCCAUAUGUGACGAUAUGUGUAAGACCAUCAUCGCCACUGCCGUGCUGCUCUCCUUCAUAGUCUCCAUCCUCCUCUCCUCCUACUUCAUCCAUCGUUACCACAAGAACUCUCCCAAGCCGCCUAUAGCCUCAGCUGAGAUGACCUUCCGUCGGCCGGCUCAGUCUUACCCUAUCAGUUACUCUGCUAACAAUGUACGACGCGGCUCUCUGGACUCCAUGGAGAACCAAGUGGCCAUUGACACAUUCAAAAUACCUGAGGAUCCCAAGUGGGAAUUCCCUCGUAAAAACCUGGUGCUGGGUAAAACCUUAGGAGAAGGGGAGUUUGGGAAAGUUGUCAAGGCGACUGCUUUCCGUCUCAAAGGAAAGGCUGGUUACACCACAGUGGCUGUGAAAAUGCUUAAAGAACAUGCCUCACAUAGCGAGCUCCGUGAUCUGCUGUCAGAAUUCACUUUACUGAAGUAUGGAGCUUGCAGUCAGGAUGGACCAUUGUACCUGAUUGUGGAAUAUGCAAAGUAUGGAUCGCUACGCAACUUCCUCCGUGAGAGUCGAAAAGUCGGGCCCAGCUACAUGAGCGGCGAUGCCAACCGCAACUCCAGCUACCUGGAGAACCCAGACGAAAGGGCACUUACUAUGGGCGACCUGAUCUCCUUCGCAUGGCAGAUCUCCAGGGGUAUGCAGUACUUGGCGGAGAUGAAGCUUGUCCACAGGGACCUCGCUGCAAGAAACGUCUUGGUUGCAGAGGGGCGUAAGAUGAAGAUUUCCGACUUUGGCUUGUCCCGAGACGUCUAUGAAGAAGACUCAUAUGUAAAAAGGAGCAAGGGUCGAAUCCCAGUCAAAUGGAUGGCAAUAGAGUCCUUGUUUGAUCACAUUUACACAACACAAAGUGAUGUCUGGUCCUUUGGUGUGCUGCUCUGGGAGAUAGUAACACUGGGUGGAAACCCUUACCCGGGUAUUGCCCCUGAACGCCUUUUUAACCUCCUCAAAACGGGCUACAGGAUGGAGAAACCAGAGAACUGCACAGAUGAAAUGUAUAAUCUGAUGCUCCGAUGCUGGAAACAGGAGUCAGACAAGAGGCCAGUGUUUUCAGACAUCAGCAAAGAACUUGAAAAGAUGAUGGUGAAAAGCCGGGAUUACCUGGACCUGGCAGCAUCAACACCAGCUGAUGCCCUGCUGUACGACGAUGCCCUCUCUGAAGAGGAUACGCCUCUAGUGGACUGUAAUAACGCCCCUCUCCCUCGAACCCUUCCCUCCACAUGGAUUGAAAACAAGCUAUAUGGCAUGUCAUACCCGAACUGGCCUGAGAAGAGCCCGGUACCUCUCAACAGACUUGAUGCCACUAACCCAGUCUUUACAAGAUAUGCCAAUGAUAGUGUUUAUGCAAACUGGAUGGCGUUGCCUUCACCCGCAAAAAAUGUGGACAAGCUUGAUAGUUAAAAGCAAAUCAACAUUGUAGAAAAGAUUCCUAAUUGGGUAGAUGUGUAUAUUUAUAUAAAAACUGUACAUACACAAUCUGAUGCUAAAGUUGGUUCCCUUUUAUUUCUGUUGCACGGGUAAUUCAAAUCCAAGAAAACUGGGGGAUAAUAAAGUAUUUUUGCUGCAAAAUGGCUAUACAGCAUUGACCAUGCUUCAAGCAGCUGUUUGGUAUGUUCAUCAUUACCUCAAGGUCAUGUUGGCCAAAUUGUAUCAUUGCAUGACUAUAUACUGUACCAGGUUGUAUGUCAAUGUAAUUGUCUUUCAAGUGCCUGUGCUGCUUCUAAUAGCCUCCAAUUAUUAGUGUACGACUGUGAAGAUCUUGUACCAUCCUCGGAAUUAAAGGGCACAUCUUUACCAUCACCACUCGUAGAUCUCUGGAGAUGAUUGACAAAGAGACAACAUUGAGUUUAAACAUCUGAACAUCUGUAAAGUUUCUACUUCAUAUAAUAUUGUUCUUUAAAAUGUAAACAUUGCAUUUGUUGUGGUACCCAACAGUUCCAACUAUACUUGCCAAAGAAAAUAAGACAACCAUGUUGAAUUAAAUAAAUCUGAACACAAAAAUAUCAAAUAGUGUUACUGUAUGAAGGACAUAAUACUAAAUGUAGAAUGUGGCAUGUCCAGUGUAAAACUGCAGUUCACCUUAUGAUUCAUGUAAUGGCAAUCUUUGUGAAAAAAUUAUAGUUCAGCAAAUACAUUUGUGUUAAUAAUUGUUAUUAUAUGAUUUUG
This is a messenger RNA of Hypomesus transpacificus, 4246 nucleotides long. It is a transcript of the gene ret, whose product is annotated as ret proto-oncogene receptor tyrosine kinase. The transcript is spliced from 21 exons. The coding region runs from base 161 to 3481 and encodes 1106 amino acids. Lineage: Eukaryota; Metazoa; Chordata; Actinopteri; Osmeriformes; Osmeridae. The record is from RefSeq and is a predicted model, not a curated record. Gene Ontology annotation, molecular function: transmembrane receptor protein tyrosine kinase activity; ATP binding; calcium ion binding. Gene Ontology annotation, cellular component: membrane; signaling receptor complex; axon. Gene Ontology annotation, biological process: homophilic cell-cell adhesion; cell surface receptor protein tyrosine kinase signaling pathway; positive regulation of kinase activity.